AUGGAAGAGAUCCUGAAAAUUCAAAAGCCCAUCGUCUUCGACGAAUCAAUCGCUCAUUACGAGAUUCAUGCACAUCAGCCUUUUGCAUCGGCGACUUUCAAUAAUAAUGAUGAAAUUCGCAUCGCCGUCCAACAUCAAGACUUGUGCCUGCUGCCAAGCAAAAGUUCAUUGCAUAUACAUGGACGCUUGACCAAAGCAGAUGGAGGAGCUGUGACGCACACAAGAUUAGUGAAUUGCGCGGUUCUCCACUUAUUCGAAGAAAUUCGCUACGAAUUAAACGCCAUUGUCAUUGACAGAAACAAGAAUGUUGGUAUCACAACACUGAUGAAGAAUUUCGUCUCACAAACUCCGAGUCAAGCUGCUCUUCUGGAGAAUGCAGGUUGGAUCCUUAAAGAUGAUGAAUCAACAGUCACUGAUGAGGAUGGCUAUUUUGAUAUUUCCAUACCUUUGAGUAUGUUAUUGGGCUUUGCUGAGGACUAUGGAAGAAUCAUUGUCAAUGCGAAGCAUGAACUCAUUCUAACACGUGGGAACAGUGAUGUGAAUGCAGUCAUCCAAGCACCGGCAGGAGCAGCUGCUGCUGAAGCAUUCAGACUCUCACUGGAUAAAUUGGAGUGGAUGAUUCCCUACAUUAAAGUAGCUGAUUCCAAGAAAAUCAAUCUGUUGAACUACAUUUCCAAGGACGCCCCGAUUCCCAUCAGUUUUCGAGCCUGGGAGACGUAUGAGUAUCCACUCCUACCGGCGACCUCUAAACAUGUCUGGGUGGUGAAAAGUUCAACUCAAUUAGAGAAACCUCGCUACGUCAUUGUGGGAUUCCAAACUGACCGCAAAAAUCGAACCAAUAAGAAUGCGAGUCGUUUUGAUCAUUGUAAUAUCCGCGACAUAAAGCUCUUUCUGAAUUCUCAAAGUUACCCUUAUGGUAAUCUGAAUCUUGAUAUCAGCCAUAAUCAAUAUGCGUUACUCUACAAUAUGUAUACGAAUUUCCAAAACUCUUACUAUGGUAAAGAAGCUGAACCACUCUUGAGCAAGACAGAAUUCCUCAGCUAUGCUCCACUCAUUGUCAUUGAUUGUUCAAAGCAAAAUGAGUACUUGAAGUCCGGACCAGUAGAUAUUCGUCUUGAAUUCGAGGCUGAUCGUCAUUUCCCCCCUCAAACUGCAGCCUAUUGCUUAAUCUUACAUGAUCGUAUAGUGGAGUAUCACCCGAUUAGUGGAGGAGUUAAAAAUAUGAUGGAUGAGGACGUUGUCUAUCCUUCGCUUCACAGUGAUGAUGAUGAUGAUGACGUUUCGCAGAUGCAGCAGCAGUAUCUUUGGUUCGUUUCACCGGUGUAUUUGUAUUGA
Molecule: messenger RNA, 1335 nt
Organism: Diachasma alloeum
Lineage: Eukaryota; Metazoa; Arthropoda; Insecta; Hymenoptera; Braconidae
Exons: 2
Coding region: 1-1335 (444 amino acids)
Source: RefSeq, a predicted model, not a curated record